This is a messenger RNA of Brassica napus (rape), 1299 nucleotides long. RefSeq lists its product as uncharacterized. The transcript is spliced from 9 exons. The coding region runs from base 1 to 1299 and encodes 432 amino acids. The record is from RefSeq and is a predicted model, not a curated record. Lineage: Eukaryota; Viridiplantae; Streptophyta; Magnoliopsida; Brassicales; Brassicaceae.
AUGAAUUACAUUCAACGUACUCAACGCAAGUUAAGGCUUGGUGAAUGGCGACUUAUAGAGACGUUCUCUGUCUCUCAAGCAGGGGGACAGUAUCGGCCAACAAACCAUACCUACAAGAUCUCUAUCAUUGAGGACACUUCGAUAUCACCGAGUUCUUAUGAGUGUGAUGAUAACUUUCUGAGCUUCUCCAGCUUUGAAGAGAUUGGAAAUGGAACACUCAAGGCUUCUUUCCUAAUCGAUGUGGUUGGUCAAGUGAUCAGUCUUCGUGACGUCCAAAGUGUCCAGGUAUCCGGGAAAGAUAAGAAGAAAGUUGAAUUCCGCUUGCUUGACAUCAAUGGUCAAAGCAUGGCCUGUUGUUUGUGGGGCAAGUAUGCAGAACAGCUUGAAGAGCAUCUCCAAAAGUCAAAUGAUCCUAAUAUGGUGUGCUUGAUUCGAUUUGCGAAAAUUGGUUUUUACAAAGGAGAUGUGCAAGUAACCAAUGCAUUUGAUGCAUCUCUUAUCCAAUUUGAUCCUGAGUUGCCAGAAACUCUUGCUUUAAAGCUGAGGGUCUCUAAUGAUGAGUUUACUCUUGCUCUUACUGAUGCAAAGAAACAAAAGCGUCUGACAAAGGACCACACUGUUCAUUGGAAUAAUGUGGAAAUGAAAUCUAUCUCCGAAAUCAUGAUGGCAACUGUGGAGGAGGAUUGCAAGAUUAUAUGUUCAAUAGAACGUAUGGAUACAGAUUGGAGCUGGUUUUACUUUGGCCAUAACAGUUGUAAGAGCAAAGCCUUGAUAUUCAAAUCUAAGGAAGGUGGAAUUUUGUUUUCAAAUGAGAAGCCAUUGUUCUGGUGCACAUCUUGUCAUACUAAGGUCACGAGUGUAGCACCAAAGUACAAACUGCAUAUGGUUGUCAAAGAUGACACAAGUACUUGCAAACGGAUUAUGCUUGAUUCUGUUGGUAAACUCAUUGUCGGAUGUGAAGCUGAAGAACUUUGGGAUGGCUCCUAUGAUGAGAUUGAAGAUCCGACAGAUUUGCCUCAACCUAUUCAAGAUUUAGUUGGUAAAUCUCUGUGUUUUGGUAUCACUCUUGGUUCUGAAAAUGUUACAAAUGGAUCAGAUGUCUUUCUGGUUGCACAAGUUUGUUCUGGGGAUAAGAUGCUUCAGAUCGAGUCAAAUUCAGACCCCAUGACUCAUGUUAUGGAUGGUUCAUCAAUCAUGUCUGGUGGAGAGGUUUCUGUGUCGGAAAAGAACAGUCAGAAUUCAUCCGAAGGAACCUCAACCCCAUUCUCAAAGCGCAAAGAAAAAGAUGAACUUGAUUAG